Arthroderma uncinatum is the source of this 798-nucleotide messenger RNA. RefSeq lists its product as uncharacterized. NCBI's taxonomy places the organism in Eukaryota, Fungi, Ascomycota, Eurotiomycetes, Onygenales, Arthrodermataceae. The transcript has 2 exons. Gene Ontology annotation, biological process: proteolysis. Bases 1 to 798 code for a protein of 265 amino acids. The record is from RefSeq and is a predicted model, not a curated record.
AUGGGCGACCUUGGGCCACCGGCCUCGUCGCUGGAGGCCGUCUCAGUCCCGGCAGACCCUAUUCCUAACCCCCAGGACGACGACAUCCACGUCCUGGUCACUGGCUUCGGACCCUUCAAAACACAUCCCUUGAACCCAUCAUUCCUAAUAACUUCUCUGCUCCCUCAAUACGUCCCAUCCACGUCCAAAAGCCAGCGCCGUAUCCGCAUCCACGCCCAUCCGCUCCCAAUCCGCGUAGCUUACGCCAGCGUUCGGUCUGAGGUGCCAUUGCUCAUUGAGGCCUUCAGGGCGGCCCACGAUGGCCGUCCGCCUCAUCUGGUAAUCCAUAUCGGCAUGGCGUCGACAAGACAGUAUUACGCCGUAGAGACUAAAGCACAUCGAGAAGGAUACGAUGUCACAGACGUCGAUGGCCGGUUUGGUCUGGCCUUUGACUCUACUUUACCUGCAAGUCUACAGCCCGGCAAGCCAUCGUCGACGUCAAUAACACCGCCAGAGUCGUCGAUAAGGGUCAAUCCGUCACCUCCAAAUACUGAAUUUCUGCAGACAUGGCGCAAGAGCCUGCCUUCAGGUCGCUCGUUUGACGUGCGCCUCUCGCAUGACGCAGGACGCUAUCUAUGCGAGUAUAUAUUCUAUACGAGUCUGUCGAUGGCGUGGGAGGAGCAGAGACCCCGGGGAGUCGCGUUUCUGCAUGUUCCCGGCUGGACGGACAAGGCAAGUGUGGAGAUGGGGGCCGAUGUGCUGGUGGGUCUUGUUAAAGCGAUGGUGGAGUGCUGGAUAGCUGAUAGUGACGCUAUAUAA